GGAUCAAUGAUGACAGAAGAUGUAUUUAUUUUAUUAUUUCAAGAAACAAUUAGAAAAUAUGGAAGCAUACAGGGUGAUGAUUUAAUAUAUUUUAAUCUACUUUGUAGUAAAGGUAAAAGUAAAGAUGCUGCAGAGAAACAUCUUAAAUUAAAUUUUAAAGAAAUUAAAGAAUAUAUUCAUAAUCGAAAUUUUUUUCUAUUGUCAUUACAUAAUAGAAUUAAUUUAUUUAAUACAUUUUCAAAGGUUGAUAAAUUUGAUUCUCAUUUAAUAUAUACUGUAAUUGCUAGGAUUAUCAUAUUAGAU
Scutellospora calospora is the source of this 303-nucleotide messenger RNA. The record is from the annotation of a GenBank genome assembly. Lineage: Eukaryota; Fungi; Glomeromycota; Glomeromycetes; Diversisporales; Gigasporaceae.